AUGGAGGGAGUUUUCAGGAAAAGUGCUAAUCUUGGAAGCAUCAAAAGAUUACAGGACAGGAUUAAUAAAGGAGAGAAAAUUGAUUUUGAAAAUGAUCCAGAAUACAAAGACAAUGUACAUGUAGCGUCUCUUCACGCUUCUGUUCUUUUGAAGACGUUCCUUCGAAGUCUUGGAGAGCCUCUAACCACCAAUAAACUCUAUCCAAAACUUGCUGCUUUAUCAGAAGUCUCGAAAGCUGAAAAAAGUGCUGCUGUCAAAGAAUUUGUGAAGCUUUUACCACGCGACAACUACAUUCUUCUGAAAACAGUCAUCAAAUUCUUGACAAGGGUUGCAGAAAAUAGCAAAGUUAAUCUAAUGACUGCGAACAAUCUAAGUGUUGUUUUCGGUCCAAAUCUAACAUGGCCGACCGAUCAAGAAGUUCCGAUUUCCCAGCUGAACAAUCUUAACAACUUUUGCUAUAAAUUAAUUGUAGAUUAUGAUUCAGUAUUUGAUCAUUAG
This is a messenger RNA of Caenorhabditis remanei, 498 nucleotides long. RefSeq lists its product as uncharacterized. Lineage: Eukaryota; Metazoa; Nematoda; Chromadorea; Rhabditida; Rhabditidae. Gene Ontology annotation, cellular component: cytoplasm. The record is from RefSeq and is a predicted model, not a curated record. Gene Ontology annotation, biological process: small GTPase-mediated signal transduction; negative regulation of endocytic recycling. The transcript has 3 exons. Gene Ontology annotation, molecular function: GTPase activator activity. The coding region runs from base 1 to 498 and encodes 165 amino acids.